UAUAGAUUUGACCGCCUCUCCACUUCAUUUCUGGUGCUUUGCUUUUCUAUCAAUCCCUUCGAAUUCUACGCUUCCAUAAAACCCCAUUCCAAUCCACACCCAAACCCUCAAACAGGGAGCAGUUGAAGCUUCAUCCAUGGCUGACCACUCCGAUGACUUAGACGAACUCCUCGAUAGUGCUUUGGAUGACUUCCAGAAUCUCAACCUCCAGAAACCCUCCCUUCAAAGAAGUAAAGAAUCUACAGAGGACAAGAAAGAACCUUCCUUGCCUGCUGGGGUUCAAGGACUUGGCAUGGGAUUACCUGAAAUAAGGGCAAAGAAAAAGGGGAAGCAAAAGGUUUCAGGAGAAUCGCAUGUUUCUGAGGCACUUGAUAAGCUCAGAGAGCAGACAAGAGAAGCUGUUAAGGGACUUGAAUCCGUGACAAGUGCAAAACCUGGUGGAGAUGAUAUUGUGGACGAUGCAAUGGUGGAGGAUUGGGUCAAGCAGUUCGAGAGUCUUGCUGGGUCUCAGGACAUGGAAUCUAUUGUUGAGACCAUGAUGCAGCAGCUUUUGUCUAAGGAUAUUCUUCAUGAACCGAUGAAGGAAAUUGGAGAAAGAUAUCCAAAGUGGUUGAAAGAGCAUGAAGCAAGUUUGAGUAAAGAGGAUUAUGAACGUUAUACUCACCAGUACGGACUCAUAAAAGAACUUAACGAAGUCUACGAAAAAGAUUCUGGAAACUUCAACAAGAUUUUUGAGCUCAUGCAGAAAAUGCAAGAAUGUGGCCAACCACCUAAUGAUAUUGUGCAAGAGCUAGCUCCUGAUUUUGAUCUAGCUAGCCUUGGACAACUGUCUCCAGAGAUGCUGGAGUCUCAGAAAAAUUGUUGUAUAAUGUGAGCAAAUGUCUUUCCCCGACUACCUUUCAUAUACCCAUAGCAGUUAUCCCUGAGGGCGCACAGUUAUUUGGUUUUCAGAAUUUGUGCAAUUGGUUAUUGCCUAUUACAGUUGAAUUAUGUCAAAAUCUAUGAAUUUUUUGAGCUGCCCAAUUUCAGGCUGUGUUGGGACAUAAAAGCUUGUAUAAAAUCUGGGGCUGAUAUGGGAGGGAAACUUUUCUAUU
Molecule: messenger RNA, 1094 nt
Organism: Pyrus x bretschneideri (Chinese white pear)
Lineage: Eukaryota; Viridiplantae; Streptophyta; Magnoliopsida; Rosales; Rosaceae
Product: peroxisome biogenesis protein 19-1-like
Exons: 5
Coding region: 137-874 (245 amino acids)
Biological process (GO): protein import into peroxisome membrane
Cellular component (GO): peroxisomal membrane; peroxisome
Source: RefSeq, a predicted model, not a curated record